This is a messenger RNA of Caenorhabditis auriculariae, 6845 nucleotides long. The record is from the annotation of a GenBank genome assembly. NCBI's taxonomy places the organism in Eukaryota, Metazoa, Nematoda, Chromadorea, Rhabditida, Rhabditidae.
AUGGUCGAAGGGAUAACGUUUCUUUUCGUCCUUUCAACGGCCAUGUUUUUCGGCAGUUACAUCGCCGGUUCGAUCCCGUUGAUGUUUAAUCUUUCCGAGGUUUUCGAGUCAAUUUUUUUUAUUACAUGAUUUUUCUAUUCUAGUCACGAAUACGUAUGGUCAGUAUUUUUGGUGCUGGGCUCUUAGUGGGUACAGCUCUCUCGGUUAUCAUUCCAGAAGGCGUUGAGUCACUUUACGCCGCUCAGAACGGUUUUUAAGCGGUUGACUAUAUUUGAGCUUGAUAUAAAACUUUCAGAUGCCCAUCAUUCUCACGAACAUCACGUUCCGGCUGUUGUUAACCCGGCAGAAGCCAAGAAACUUUUGGAAAACACGAAAGACAAGCAGAAUAACGAAGACUUGCCGAGGAUCAUUCCAAAAGAUGCGGUUCUAAAUGAGGCGUACGUUUUUUUUCGUGGUUUAUAAAUCAAAUUGUGGUGUUCAGAAUAGCUAGAGCAGUGAGAAGGGUACCUUCUGAGGAAGUUAGCCAGCGUGUUCAAGGUUUGAGAUCGAAACGGCAAGCAGGUUUGUUUUUAUUGUUAAAUUUGAAAGUAAAUCGUAAGAAAAGAAGUUUGUUUAAUGCGUUUCUUACUAUUAUUUGAAAUAAGCGCUUGUAAAUUGGAACAGGAAUAUAUUCAACCAUUUUUUCAUCUUUUUUAAAUGACAGUCUCAACCGGAACAACUUCUUAGUCUUCGGGAAAUAAGGGCUCAAAGAAUCAAAAUAGCUCAUUUUUUGGGAUAUUUAAGUUUUUUUUGUCUUUCGGGUGGCCUUGCCCAAGAACCAGGUAGUUGGGCAGGUUGAGACUUUCAGGAUUUUCUUCUGGAGCCACUUGGCCGAUUUUCAGAAAAUUCACAAGCAGAAGGACCUUCCUUGUUAGUUGAAAAAUAUAGCAUACACGGAAAAAAAUACAGCUCUAUUAAUUAUUUGUCACAUUUUAUAAGAUCAAGGUGCAAAAUUCGUAUCUUCAGAGCUACAUCUGUGAAAUAGGAGUGUAUUGUAUUUAGAAUGUUUUCUUGAUUUAUGAAGAAAAAACUACAGAAAUAUCAGUUUUUUCCAUGAUUUCCUCUGCAUUUUCAGUCCACGAAUCUCAUACGAUCAAGGAGAACAGUGCCACGAAUCAACAGGACGAUCAUAAGGAGGAACACUCGCAUUCUCACAAUAUCCACAAUCAAAUCGGAACUUCAUUAGUCGCCGGAUUCGUACUGAUGCUUCUGGUGGACCAAAUCGGCAGCGCGGCUGUUUCUCGAAGUCAGUUUCAGUAUCAUUUUCAUUUUUUAAAUAUCAUUCUGUGUUAAUAACUAAAAAAAAACUAUAAAUUGGAACCUCUCCUAUUUUUUUAACAAUGUUCCAUCGCUUUUUUUAAUGAUUUUUUUAAUAAUUUUAAAAAAAUUCACCAUAUUUCUAGUGCUUACGUCUCUUGAAGUUUGAUAAGAAAAAUCCAAAAAAAAUUCAGAUUGUUCAUUAAAAAGCGACAAAAAAGGGUCCAGAAAAGUUGUGAUUUUUUUUAUUUCCCAGUUUGAAGGGUCAAAUAAUUUUUUAAACUCCUUUUCCGACAAAAAAUUGAUAUCCCUUUUUUCUAGAUGAUCGAGCUGGUAGAAGUCGUAUUGGAAUCUCGGCAACUAUUGGAUUGGUUGUCCAUGCUGCAGGUAGUUUUGAAAAAAAAAGUUUAAAACACUGAAAUUUCUCUAAAACUGCGGUGAACAGUCUCUCAAUCCUCAUUUUUAUCGUACUUUCAGAUAGAAUUCAUGUCUUUGCGAGUAUUUUUUUCUCUAAGAAACUUCUGAAAAUCGCCAGAUUCUCUUUAUAAGUCUCCUUUUUCUCUUCAGUUCUACUACCCUCAGAAAAGACAAGAAAAAAUUGUUUGCUCACGACUCCCUCGUUUUACAGAAAAAGUCCCAACGACCUCAAAAAGGCCUUAAAAAGAGCCCAAAGCUCAUUUUUGAGUUCUUAAAAAGGUGUCAAAAGUCUCUCGGGAUCUCUUUUUUUACACCUUUUUUUUACACUUUCUUAAAAUAUCCUUUUUGAAAGAGGUCUAGAAAAAAAGGCGGCUUUGAGACCUUUUAUUUAAAAGUCCUUUUUGAGACGUCUUGAACUUUGUCCGGGUAUGGGGCUCUUUCUUUUUAAAAUUCUAUGAAUUUGCGUUUUUUUUUUACUUCUGCAGACCGAAGUACCGAGUGCUACAAAUAACAGUCUGGAAAGUUACAGAAAGAUUAAACUCUUCACAGAAAAAAAUGGAAAUCAAAAAAAAAACUUCGUUUCGUAUCUUUUCUGACGGUGUGCAGUUUUUUUCUAAAUUUCCACGUGAAGUACCAAAAAAUAUCCCUAAUUUUCAGCCGACGGCGUCGCCCUCGGAAGUGCUUCGGUAAUCAACAAAUCCGACGUGCAGUUGAUCGUUUUCGUGGCCAUUAUGCUACAUAAGGUUCGCUUGACCUCUUUCGCAAAAAUCGAUUUAUUGAAAAAGAAACUGGCUUAAGAAAAAUGAUGAGAAAAAGUUGCGAUUUAACGACAGUUUAGAAGGGCGAAAAUUACUUUUUUGAGAGUUCUAUGUAACACGGUUUUUCUUUAUUUUUUAACGCCUUUUGCUUUUUGAUGAAGUUCUGACGCUUUUAAAAAGCCGAAAAUCUUUUUUUCCAUUGAUUUAGAAUCUAGAUGCUUCAAAAUAGGUUUCUACCUCUUUUCAUUGAAAAAGUUAGACUGUUUUGAUCCAGAAACAAUCAAAUUAUUGUAAAUAACGCGAAAUAGAAAAUUGAAAUCUUUUUUAUUGGUCACUACAUUCUAACAAAAAAAGUAAAAAGUAAAGUUUUGAGAAUUCAAUUAAACUUGGCUGAAGUUUCUUUAGAGCUCAUCACUUCCAGAUUUUUUUCAACUUUCUUGUGUUUUAAAGAAAUUAUGAUGAUUUGAAGAAACAAAAAAAUCUUCUUGUUCUAUCAAUUCACCUAAUUUGAGAACCUUGACAAAAGACAAACAGUGGUUUUUUUUUUUGAAUCAUGAGCUUGAGAAGAGUUUUUCUAGCUGAGGUCAAUCGAGAAUUUUGACCAAUUUGGUCCAGAAACAAGUGAUUUAUUCUCAAUAACACGAAGCAGAGAAUCGAAAACUUUUGUUCAAGUCACUCUGAUAUUUUCUGUAAAAGCAACCACUUGCGGUGCCGGUGAUAUUUUGUUCUUCCGAGUGAAUUUCAUCCUCAAUAGGGAUAUGAAAAUUUUCCUCUUUUUCGGGUUCCCAAUGAUGAAAGAUAGUGGCACGGUGUAAGCUGAAAUAUUCCAGUUUUCAUGAAUUAUCAGCUAAAAAUCAACCUGCAAUCAAAACAUUAAUAAUAUAUAACAUCGAUGCGACUCCUCCUUCCAAUUUUUGUUCGGAAGGAGCUUUCAUAAGGGCAGAGUCGAAAGACGUUAUCUGUUUGAAAAUAAGCAAGUAUUCUCAAAAAGAAGAAGCUCACAAAAGAGUAGAUUGAUAUGGGCAAAGCCUGAAGAACGAUGGUCUUAUGAUUCCGAUUUUGAGAAUUUGAAGGGAUCAGCUUUGUCCUUCGAUGGACCACCCAAAGGAGCAGAAUAUAACCCGAUAACGUGAAAACUAUUAGUAUCAUUGUGAGAAUGAAAGAUAACUUAAAAUGGCUCAUCAGGAGUUGGAAUUGAAACUUUGAAAUUUGAAAAAAAUACCGACUUAAACAGCAUUAGAAAAGAGCUUCUAUGACCCGAAACCUCACAUUAUAAGCUGUUUGGAUUUUCGCAAGUUUCUCCGCACUAGGAUCGGAGUUCCAUGCCGAAUAAGUCAUCAUAACGAGAGAUAGUGGGAUUGAAAUGAGGAUAGUGAGGGCCAAAGGCCUGGAAUUCUUGAAUUUGAGAGUUUUCUGCAGUUUUGAAGCAUCUCGUUGCGAAAAAAGAAAAAAAAACCUGUAUUUUUUUUUUUGAGGUAUACUCAAACCUCUAACUACUCUAACAAAAGGGACGGUGCACCUGUGUUGAACUCCCUCUCCCUUAUUUUCCAUUGUCUAAAGUUUCAUUUUGAGUUGUUCCGAUAGCUCAAAGAAGACUUUUUAUUCGACCCGGGGGAAGGGGGUGCCUGCCAUUCAGAUCGAACAUCAGCGAAAAGUUCUCUUUUUUUUGGGGUUCACCGCGGUUUACACCCUCAUUUUCGUAAGAGUUUCCCCAUUCACAAAAAUUUUCCUUCAAAAAAUUAGUACCGUGUCCUUUUGUAUGUUUACUCAAAUUUGCUACAAAAUUUUGAGCAUAUAUCCAAAAAAUCCUCACCAUUUGAAAUGUCUGGUGAACCAGUCCGCCUUUUCAAAAAAGCUAAAAAGUCUGUGAAGGCACAGAAUCGCGUCAAUGAAUAUCAGAAUAUGGGGACAGCACAUGCUGAAAAGAAAGUAGUACUGGACGAUGUCGGCGAUUUCGUCGGAAAAAUCAGACGUUAGCAUGAAAAUCGGACCAGUGAAUCCAAUCAAUGUGACUAAUUCCAUACAAGGGACCGCCGCGUAGUAGUCGUGCUUAACUUAUUCAAUGAUAAAAGGAAAGAAACUUUGAGAAAUGAAAGAAUUGCAGCAGUAUCAUUGGACUUCUCUAGGAGCCGCUUUAGUGGUCACUUAAAAAUGAAUAUUUGUCCCAUUUGAGAAGAUAACUUGAAUUAAAUGUUUUUUUUUCUAAAAAUCGUCUUUUAUACUUUUUGAGAGGCCAGGAUUUCCAAAAAUAUUAUUUAAUUGUUUUUUUUUCCGGUUUUACAUUGAAAGAUUUCCAGGCCUCUUGAAGUAAUUUCUUAACCAAAAAUCGAAAUUACUCUUUUUGCCCUUUUUUUCAAUUUUGUUUGAAGUGCUUUCACUUUGACUAUACCUUCUUGUCUUCAGAAUAGCACUUUAUCAAAAUAUAGAUGAAGAUGAUAUGAAGGGAAGGAAGGAUUAUCAAUUGGGCAAGGCCAAUCAAGAGGAGAAAAAUAACAAUUUCCAUUUUCUUUCAAUGAAGUUUUAUAUCAAAAGUGAGCAUUUCGAGUUUGAUGGCAGGUGAAAAAGAAGGAAAUAAAUAAAUAUGAUGAGGUUUUUCGCUGCAUUUUCACCUUUUCGUAAAAGUUGAAAAGGUCCGAAGGCAGUUAAAAAUGGCCAAUACUUGAGAUUCCGCUUAGAAACUCCAGAGGGGUCUCUAUAGGGGCCCUUCGACGGCCUCCUAUAGGGAUCACUAAAGUUUUCAAAAGUGGUCCCUAUAGGGGUUAUAGUUUUUGUCCAUUAAGGGGACAUGCUAGUCGAUAAAUGCCCUAUAGGGUCCACUUGAGCUUUAGAGGCUAGGGGGAAAGGCCACAAGCCCCUAUAGGGACCACCUUAAUUUUGACCUAUAGGGACCACUUUUUCGGUCAAUCCCUAUAAAGACCACUAUGGAUUUCUUAAGCAAAUCUUUAUUUUGAAAUAUGGAUUUAUAUUAACAUAACUUUCUUGAAUUCAGGCCCCAGCAGCUUUCGGAUUAGUAUCAUUCCUAUUGGUCGAAUCGAUCGAUCGACGAGCAAUUCGGAAGCAUUUGAUGAUUUUCUCGUUCGCCGCACCUUUUGCCGCCCUUGUCACGUUCCUCUUGAUUAUGAACGUUGUGAGUUUUUUUCUAUUAAAAAAAUAGAACUGAAUUUUGAAAAAAAUCAACAAGGUUUAUUUAUUUAUUUAAAUUAGGGCAAACAAAUGGAUGCUUUUUUUCAGGCGCUCGGCCUGAAUUUUAAAAAAAUUUAAAAAAACUGAAAUGAGGGGAUAGACGUGAAAAACGGAAAAUUUCUGUUUUACUUUCCAAAAAAAUAGUUUUCUGGAAGUUUUGUUCAAAGUUUUUUUUUCUGAAAUUAGGGAUUUCGCACGUAAUUUUCAAGAGAAUCUUUGAAAUUCAUGAAAAAAAUCACCAUUUUACCUUAAGAUGGAGGAUUCAUCACUGCGGUCCGAGUCCUGGACUGGAAUUUUGAUGCUUUUUUUCGGCUGGCACCUUUUUGUACGUCGCAACCGUUCAUGUCCUCCCUGAAUUGGUAAUUUUACUCCUUUUUUUAGAACCCUUUUGAACAAUUGCUUGCAAUAUUUCCAAAAUUAUUUCAAAUCUCCGAAAGACCUGUUUCUUUUCUAUCGAUAGAAAAAAAUUUAUAUAUUUUUCCAGGCCAAUCACAAAACGUCGGAUUAUUCCCUGGUUGUCGACGCCCAAGCCCCAGCUUCCAUUGGUGGUCAUUCUCAUUCUGGUAAUUUUUUACCCUUUUUUCCACCAGAAAAUGUUAUUUUCUCAAGAAUUGUCCUCAUUCGUAACUCAAAUUUAACGGAUACUAACUUAUUUUGAAAAAAAAGGCAGGGUUUCAUAAUAGUUUCUAGGAAUAAGAGAGAAAAAUCAAAAUUUUAGAAAAAGUGUUGAAUAAAAAGAAAAAAAUUUUUUGUGAAUUUUUACAAUGAGCGCAGAUUCGAUUUUCAGAUCCAAUUUUUUUAGAUGAUAAGUUUUUCGGUCAAAUUUACUGUAAUGAAGUUUUGGUAAAUUGGGCCAAGUGCGCUCCACGGACAAAAUUCAUUAAGCCGCAUUUUCUCGAUUUUCAAAUAAUUCCUAGGCUUCUCGAGAUGUAGAAAAAUUCCUUCGGAAAAAAUUGAAUAACUGCGCUAUUAUCCGUUGUAGAGCACAAGUGUAUGAAAUUUUUGAAAUUUUAUCAAGGAAACUUUUUUUUACAAUGGAUCUGAAGGCUUUCCUUGCAAUUUUAAGGCUCUGCAAAGCUUGUAAUGAAAAAUUUGAAUAAAUUCUGCUAUUUUCUCUGACAUUUUUUUCCGAGAAUAAGGAUAAAAAUAUUCCAGCUGGCCCGAGUUACAAUUGCCGGGAACUGUUGCUGA